GCAAGUAACUCCCCCUUCGUCGCGAGGCAGACUGGACGCGGUCCCGGGCGCUGCUGCCGGCUGCCGCCGCCUCCCCUCGGCGUCUCCUUCCCCCGCGGUUGGCUACCUCAAGGGGCUUCCUCAGCGCGGUCACCUCCCUCCUCGGCGGUGAAGAUUGCAGAUAUUAUGCCGAACAAGAAGAAGAGAAGUGCAGAAGAUGCUGCUUUGUAUGUGGAGAGUUUAUUGUUCGGUGAUGAUCCUAGUGAUUCUGAAGCGGAUGUCGACAAAUAUGAUGCUAGCGAUUUGAAGGGGGCAAUAAACAAGGAUGGCUCUAGUGAUGAAGAGGAUUUCACAGAGGAAGGCCUGAGUGCAAAAGAGGUGGCCUUAAGCAUAUCCAAAUCCAUCGUGUCCCUUAUCUCUUCUGUUGAUGGAAAGGUUCUAUUUACUUGCUCAGGGACAAUGGUUGAUCAUGUGGGUUCUGCAACUUGGAUACUCACCUCUGCUACUCUGGUUAGGAAAUGUGACAAUGACUAUGAUGCUUAUCAAGAGGGUGAUGUUAAGAUUGAAGUACUUCUGCACAACAAAACAAUCACUGAGGGGUUCUUAGCAAUGUGCAGUCUGCAGUACAAUAUAGCUGUUGUCACCAUUGAGCCACAAUUUGAUCUUCCUUUGGUGAAACUUCAUGACGUUCCUGUCUGUUAUUCCAUGCUGUGUCGGCCUGUGAUAGCUGUAGCUCGUAACUUUAAGUCAAAGACUUUACUAGUGAGAUGUGGGGAGAUGACCCGUGAACGUAGCGAAUUGGACUGCGAUGAGCUUUUGGUCUGCACUUGUCCUGUUAGUAAGGUUUUCAUUGGGGGCCUUGUCAUGGAUUUGGAAAGGAGGAUUCUCGGCAUCACUUUUUACGACAAGGAUACUGUUCCAUUCUUGCCUAUUGAGAUUGCGGUGAGAUGCUUGGAACACUUCAAGAAUUUCAGGACACUCAAACAACCAUCUCUUUGCAUAAGGGGACAAGCUAUUCACAAGUUGGAAAUAUGCAAUUUGGAAAAAAUAUGCUACAUGUAUCCUGAGCUGUCUUCUGGUUCUGGAAUUGUGGUAGAGAAGAUAUCAGAAGUGUUACCAGAAAAUUGUAGCAGCAUUGAGGCUGGUGAUAUCAUCUGUAGUGUUGAUGACAUUGUUCUCUACUCUCUGUCUCAGCUUACUUCGAUAUUUCUUGAUAAAAUGGCGGCUGCAAUGCCCACGCAGGAUAAAGUGACUGUCCAGGCUGAAAUACGAAGGCCCAGAGAUAACACUAAGUUUGUUGCAAAGCUGAAUAUAGGAAUUGCUUCUGGUGAACACAACAAUUGCUUCAAUAACAGAUGGCCACUGCAGUGAAAGAAGCAAUAUUUUGGUGAUAAAUAUUUGAACUGAUGAAGGCUGACCCUUUUUUUUUUUUGGGGAGAGAGAGGGGGGGGGGGGGGGGUUAACAUGCAAACCUAUCUGCCAUUUGUCUUUGAAGCCUCGGCUUUCCUCCGAAUUUCUUAAACCAGAAGUAUCCCAAUCCAACACAACACACAUGCACUGUGGCAUUAAUGGGUAGGAUAAAACCUCCUCAGACAGAUUGCUUAUGGUUUUAAUUUUCAGCUGUGAAGAUGAGAACUUUCAAGGGGAUUCUUGAUCCAUUUCAGGCAUGUGUUGACAUGAAAAGGCCUCUUCACUCCUUUCCUCUAUGUCCUCUUAGCCUGCAAGGGCUCCUCUGUAAUCUCAUUAACUUUGUCAAUGCUGUGAUGUACUACUCCGCCUCAAAAAAAGACAAACCCUAGCUACGAACUUGAACACGCAUAUGUCUAUGUUCGUAGCUAAGAUUGGUUUUUUUUUUUUUGACGGAGGGGUGGAGGGGUAGAUGCAGAGGUGUGUCGGAAGUUCGUAUUGUAUGCACCGAGCCACUGACCAUUGUUGUACAGCUGCGUUAUUUAUUGAAUGCUGUUGUCUGGUUUAUUUCACCAAAGGUCUAA
This is a messenger RNA of Oryza sativa Japonica Group (Japanese rice), 1970 nucleotides long. RefSeq lists its product as uncharacterized. NCBI's taxonomy places the organism in Eukaryota, Viridiplantae, Streptophyta, Magnoliopsida, Poales, Poaceae. The record is from RefSeq and is a predicted model, not a curated record.